AUGGCGGAAUUCAUCAGUCUCACCUUCCCGAAUGCCUCUACUGAGAUCAAUCCCAUCCCCAACGCUUCUAUUGAUCCAGAGUAUCUCGUUCGCUACGCUCGCAACCUUGAUGAUUACGGUUACAACUACACGCUGGUUCCCUACGGCUCCGCAUUUUAUGAUCCAUUCACCAUUGGAGCCACCAUUUUGGCAGUGACCAAGAACAUCAAGGUCAUCAUUGCUCUGCGACCCAACACACUGUACCCCACAGUCGCAGCAAAAGCGCUAGCUACACUCGACCAGCUGAGCCGCGGUCGUGUCGUUGUUCACUUUAUCGCAGGUGGAAGUGACGCAGAGCAGGCCAAGGAAGGUGACUUCCUGAGCAAGGAUGAGCGCUACGGCCGCCUUGAAGAUUAUAUUAAGAUUCUCCGUCGUGCAUGGGAGUCCGCGGAGCCCUUUGACUGGGACAGCAAAUACUACACCUUCAAGCAAUUCAGCAACCAAGUACGACUCACCGGUGCCUCAAUUCCAGUUUCAGUUGGCGGCUCAUCCCCCGAAGCGUACCGCAUUGGAGGCUCCCUUGCUGAUAUCUUUGGACUUUGGGGUGAACCUUUGAAGGAAACCAAGGAACAAAUUGAUCGCAUCUAUGCUGAGGCAGCAAAGGCCGGUCGCCCAGAGUCCGACAGACCUCGCAUCUGGGUGACCUUCCGUCCUAUUGUCGCAGAGACCGAGGAUCUCGCCUGGGCCAAAGCACACCGAACCCUCGAUGCCCUGAAUGCCAACCGAGCGAACGGUCAAAGCAGAGUCCCUGCGAAUGCGCCUACCCCACAGAACGUUGGCUCUCAGCGUCUUCUUGAUAUUGCCACUCGUGGAGAGGUCCAGGACCGCGCACUUUGGUACCCUACUGUUACCGCAACAAAUGCUCAGGGUGCAUCUACUGCCCUUGUUGGAUCAGUGCAGACUAUUGUCGAUUCUCUUGUUGACUACGUUGAUCUUGGCGCAGACCUCAUCUCCAUCCGAGGCUAUGAUAAUCUUAAUGAUGCCAUUGAUUAUGGACGAUUUGUUCUUCCCAAAGUUCGGGAAACGCUGAAGGAACGGGAGAAUGAUGCUUCAAAAUAA
Molecule: messenger RNA, 1098 nt
Organism: Penicillium expansum
Lineage: Eukaryota; Fungi; Ascomycota; Eurotiomycetes; Eurotiales; Aspergillaceae
Product: LLM class flavin-dependent oxidoreductase
Exons: 1
Coding region: 1-1098 (365 amino acids)
Molecular function (GO): oxidoreductase activity, acting on paired donors, with incorporation or reduction of molecular oxygen
Source: RefSeq, a predicted model, not a curated record